Messenger RNA from Asparagus officinalis (garden asparagus), 1260 nucleotides. RefSeq lists its product as uncharacterized. Gene Ontology annotation, molecular function: RNA polymerase II cis-regulatory region sequence-specific DNA binding; DNA-binding transcription factor activity, RNA polymerase II-specific. The record is from RefSeq and is a predicted model, not a curated record. Gene Ontology annotation, cellular component: transcription regulator complex; PcG protein complex. NCBI's taxonomy places the organism in Eukaryota, Viridiplantae, Streptophyta, Magnoliopsida, Asparagales, Asparagaceae. Gene Ontology annotation, biological process: regulation of transcription by RNA polymerase II. Bases 77 to 1087 code for a protein of 336 amino acids. The transcript is spliced from 6 exons.
GAACGCGUUCUCUGGAGGAAGGAAAUAAAAAAAAUCCUAAUUUCAGAACAAUCGAGGGAAAAAGAUUCGAUCUUUGAUGGGUGAUCAGUCUAAUCACAGGCCGUUCGUGCGGCGCUCUGUCGUCGGCGAGCAGCGGCCGGCGGUUCGAUGGGUCAAAGACUGGGUUCCGCAAGAUAUCUCGGCGACAGGAAAGAGGAUUUUUCUCUUAAAGUGGGUUAAAGAGGAUACAUUAAAGUCUCUAAAAGAGAGCUUUAAGGAGCCUGAACCAGAGGAGCCAAAACCUGAACCAGCAACUGAGAUUCUCUUCCUCUGCAGAUAUAAAAGUUGCAACAAAGCUUACAUUAAUGAAGCUCAAUAUAGGAAACAUGCUCAUGUCCACGGUAAAAAUCCUGGCUGUGGAAAGAAAUUUGGAGACAGUUCUAAGUUGAAGAGGCAUCAUCUUGUUCAUACUGGAGUAAAGGAUUAUGUAUGUCCUCAUGAAGGCUGUGGCCGGGCCUUUAACUUGUCUUUUAACUUGCGGACGCACAUGAAACUUCACUCGCAGGAGCACUGCCAUGUUUGUCCUUACCAAGACUGUGGCAAAAGAUAUACGCAGGAAUAUAAGCUGAAAAAUCACAUCAAGGGACGCCAUGAAAAGGCAGCAACUGUGGAUAUGAUAAAUCACUCAGUGACAGCAGAUAAGCUCCAAAGAACUGUAAAAGCCCGUGCUGUUCAUGGUGCUCAUCGCCCUUAUGUCUGUCCUUAUGAAGAUUGUGGGAAAAACUACAUUCACAAAUACAAGUUGAACCUUCAUUUGAGAAAUCAACACCCUGGCCAUAAUCGAGAAGAUGUCUAUCCUGCAAAAGGUGGUGUUGCAAAGAAUUCUAAAAGUAACAAGCCCGAUCUGCUACCCGAAAUGUCACCUUCAAAGCUACAACAGAAAGGCUCUCCUUCGCCUCCCAUGAGUGUCGAUGAUAGUGAGAAGCGGUGGCCAAACCAUGUCAUUUACGAACAUAGCGAGGAAACUGAAGAAGAGCUUGAGAAUAUUGCAGGGGAUGAUGACGAGGAGACUGAGGAUGAGGAAUGUGGCCUGAUUCAUUGUAUUUAAAUAGAGAAAUUGUGGAGUGUAGAUUGAGAGAGAGAGAGAAAGAGAGAGAGAGAGAGAGAGAGAGAGAGAGAGAGAGAGCUAUUGGGAGGUAAAUAGUGAACAUAGGGAGAAUGAAUAAAGAAUGAAGUCUCUAAAUUUAUCGUGUAUGCUUCAUUGUAUGGACGCUUAGAUUU